AUGCCCUCCUUCGAGGAGCUUCGAAGGAAACUGGCGCAUUUCUACUCGGCGAGGACGGUGGACACUGGCCUUGGUGCUGAAAUCCAUACGGUCACUUUCCAACCCCUUCGCAAGCGAGCUAAUCAGGAUCGUUUGGUGAUGCACCAGUUGAACAUACAUGGUCAGGAGUGGCUGUUAUUAGCGGUCUGCGACGGCCAUGGUGGAGCAACAACUGCGAAAUAUACCGCCUCCCAUUUACCUAGUCGUAUCCUUUCAGCACUUCAGCAUAUUACAGACACCCACAUGGAAGGCCGGCCGGAUAGGGAGAGCGUCCUUGAGAAGUUCGACUUCAUCUCUUCAGAGCUCGCGCGAUGUAUCAAGGACUUCGAUCGUGAGCUUGGUUACGUCGUGCAGACGGUCUGCCCGGCCCCCAGCCAGCUGUCUGCCAAACAGGCCCGCCGCAUAGUCUGGGAGUACCCGGACGCACUACAACGUGCAUAUGCAGGUACGACCCUCGCAGCCGCCGUCGUGAAUCUCCACCAUAGGUUCAUGUGGACGAUGAAUGUCGGCGACUCCACAUUAGCAUUGUCAACUGUAGACGAUAAUGGUAAACGGUCGGCUCAUGAGCUAUGCGUACGACAUUCACCAGAGCGCGAUGACACCCUGAAGGACCACGCUGGAGAGGCAAUAAUACAGCAUGGUCGCGUGCUAGGCUCACUUGCAGUGACACGGGCGAUUGGAGAUUUUGCCUUCAAGCUACCGGUAGACUAUUCCUACCGCCUGUUCCGACUUCUCUCUGCCGAAUUUGGCACUCAGACCUUGAGGGAUAGCGUCCUGGAACGCAUACGAUCUCCGCCGUAUAUCACAGCAGACCCUUUCGUACAAUUUAUCGACCUCGAGGCCUUCUGGGAGCAGCAACCGGUCCUUAUGAUCUUCACGGACGGCGUCGACAAACUACUCAACAGAUCUCGAUACUACUUCAACGCUUGGAGUAAGCCAAGGGACAUCAUCGAGCCUGCCCGUGCCGUUGCCGUCCUACUGCAAGACGAUGUGGACAAGAGCGUUGAGGAACUGCUCGGGUUCUCCGUCGAUCCUCGGUGGAGCGGCGAUCUGCAUAACCGGGCUCUGGACGUUCUGGGAAAUCUUGUCGGAGGGACCGACACACGAAUAUUGCAAAUGGUCAUGGACCAGGACCUAUUAGCAGAUCGGACUGCAUACCCUAGCCUUCACAUUGACGAUACGUCCAUUGUCAUCUGCUCCUUCGCAGACCCGCCUUCUCCAUCACAGACGUCAUAG
Messenger RNA from Dichomitus squalens LYAD-421 SS1, 1275 nucleotides. RefSeq names its product protein serine/threonine phosphatase 2C. Lineage: Eukaryota; Fungi; Basidiomycota; Agaricomycetes; Polyporales; Polyporaceae. The coding region runs from base 1 to 1275 and encodes 424 amino acids. The record is from RefSeq and is a predicted model, not a curated record. Gene Ontology annotation, biological process: protein dephosphorylation. Gene Ontology annotation, molecular function: protein serine/threonine phosphatase activity; cation binding. The transcript is spliced from 4 exons.